Molecule: messenger RNA, 5391 nt
Organism: Camelus dromedarius (Arabian camel)
Lineage: Eukaryota; Metazoa; Chordata; Mammalia; Artiodactyla; Camelidae
Gene: TBXA2R
Product: thromboxane A2 receptor
Exons: 3
Coding region: 3880-4911 (343 amino acids)
Biological process (GO): positive regulation of cytosolic calcium ion concentration; inflammatory response; adenylate cyclase-activating G protein-coupled receptor signaling pathway
Cellular component (GO): plasma membrane
Molecular function (GO): thromboxane receptor activity
Source: RefSeq, a predicted model, not a curated record
AGCGUGGAUAGGUGAGGCUUGAGUGUAUCCUGUGGUGAUCCACCCUGCGGUGGGUGUGUCACCCUGAGUGGUGACAGCUGCCAGGUGCUGGGUGUCCUGGGGCACUGGUGAGCCUGGGUCUAUGCCUGCAGGGGCACUGGUGAGCCUGGGUCUAUGCCUGCAGGGCCGCCUGGCCUGGGCACCUGCAUGUGCCACUGUGGCUAGGUGGCCGAGGAUGUGCUUGUGUGCGUAUUUCCCUGGGUGGGUGCCACAGCAGGGGAGGGUUCCAGGGUGUUGGGUGUGGCUGUGAGUUCAAGUCCACAUCCGGUUGGUUGUGUGUCUGUGUGCACUCAAGGAGCUGGGCCUUGGCCCAUGUCCCUGUGAUCACUAUGACUGUGUCCAUCAUUAACCACUGGCCACCUGGCCUGGGUCCUGUCCCAUCAUUUCACAUCCAGCCCCCUCAUGUGGCCUCGGGAAAGCCUGAGUGGUGAGCACCGAGAGGAUGCCUAUUGGAUAGAAAAGGAAACUGAGGCUCAGAGGCUCAUGUGAGUCAGGCUGACUGUGGAGUCCCCUUCUACACCCUCUGGGGUGGGGACCUGGUUGGUGUCAUAAACAGGAAAAGUUCCCAGAAAUUGAGCCUUGUGGUGAGGGGAGGCAGGGGUGGACCUGGGCCCCGCGUGUAUGUGUGUGUGUCUGUGCGGUCAUCUGCAGCUGCACAAGGGCGUGGAGGGGUUCCACACCUGUGGGCGUUCAGGUCUGCAUCAGGCAUGGGCCUGGUCCCUGCAGUUUCAUGACAAAGGGCAUCGUCUUCAGUCGCCCGCAGCAUAAGAGAACUGAAGAAACAGCGAAACAGGCAGAGAUCACACAGAGCAUCAGGGCUCUUGCCUGGCUGCCCCAUGCACCCAGCUAGGGGAUGAGCUGAGAGCAGGGUCAGGAGCCGCAAGGGCGCACCAGAUCAGGGCAAGCAGAGGCGAAGUCCUGGGGCAGGAGCAGGUCAGGCCGGGGAGACCAGAAGGCCCAGCAGCGAGUCAAUGUCCUAGUUACGUACCCCCUCUUCACAGAAAGGGAACUGAGGUGCUGAGAUUCAGCAAGUUUGAGCCCCCAGCUUGGCCAUGGAGGAUGGGGGACUCCAGUCCGAGCUUGUCUGAGGUCACCAUCACCCUUGAGGGAGGUCAGGUGGGCCCAGGGUGUGGGGACGGACAGGCAGGCCGGGCAGGUGAGGGGUGGGGUUCAAGUGGGAGAGGGACUUGAUGAGAGAUGGAUGGCUCUCGGGCGGCGGGGGGAGGAGAACAGGGCAGGAGAGGACAAUAGGCAGAGGAGGGGCCCGGCCCUGGUAACCAAACGUCACAGUGCACUGGGGCCAGCGAGGCGGGGAGCCCAGUGCCAGGGCCUCUGGGACAGUGGUGGAUGGAAUCCUCCAGCGAGGAACCAGAACCCGAGACGGAGAUUUCUGGAACCCAGCACCCAGCCAAAUUCCUGUCAAAGUUCCGGAACAUCAGCCCCUUGAAAUUCUAGACUCUUAGGGGCUUCAGCUUCAAGAACUGGAGCUCAUUACAAUUCUAGAACCCUGGACCUUCAAAGUCCAAACCCCCACACUCUCAGGCCAUGGGAUCCUGGGUUCGUCCAGCACAUCUGGGGUCCAUGCUUCCCAUGAGGCACAGAGAGGGGGAGCAAUUCCCCCAAGGGACACACAGGGGAGCUUCUGGACCUCAGACUGGGAGGACGAUGGUCCUCCGCAGGGUGGGUGCUCUGCCAUCCCUCCCAGCCAUUGUGGGAGGGGAAAGAAGGCUUUGUCAGGCCUCUCCUGGCCUGCUUGCCUGGGGAACUUGAGACGCUGCUAUCACCUGAACCCCAGGGUGGAGGGUGGACUGGAAACCGCAGGCUGGGGCCAGAGGGAGUAGUGCCAGUUUCCAGCCUCCCCUAGGCCAAGAGCCCUGGGUCACAGGGAUGUUCCUAGACCAGGCAGCCUCGGGGUCUGUGUCCCCGGGUGCAUGAACUCCCGCACAAGGGUGAGGGACCAAGGAACCAUGAGACCCAGGAAGGGCUGGCGGUCUCUCCAGGCUGAGGUUGGGGCAGUGGCCGCAGGCACAGCCCAAGUCCCCAGGAAUGUUCAGAAACAGCGCAUACCAGCUCAGGAGGGAGGGAGGGAGCGAGCACCCAGCCCCAGGAGGAAUCCAAGUGCAGGCCAAAUGUGAGCCAGCAAAAGCACACCCCGGCCUGGGAGCAGAGGGCUCGGAUGGCCCGGCACGGACCCCACCCCCACCUCUCAGGACCUGUUUCCCUGCUCAAGGCCCUGCCCCCACUGAAGUGGCUGUGACUUUGGCUCUCAGCCGGGGAGGGAAGCUCAGUGCGGCCGUCAGGCUCUGGAUAAUUGAUGAAGCUCGGUGAGGAGCUGCUGAGCAGAAUUAAUGAGAUGGAGAGUGAGGGGGCGGCACCCAUCAGCACGCUCACUACUUCACUGUGUCACAGACUGAGCACUGCCAGGUGUUCAGCCUCAGACACAGUGAAAUCCUUCCUGUCAUUAGCCCCAUUUUGUACCGAAGGGAAACUGAGGCUCAGCGGGACAUGAUGCGCCCAAGGUGAGUAAGAGGGUUCCUGGCAAAGUCAGGGUUCAAAUCUGGUCUGACCAACUUUGUAGAAACUUCUGUUCCUUCUGAAGGAAAAUUCCAAUUAUUGUGAGCCGCCACCUGACUGGCUGACUUUUGAAUCACUUACAUACAUUUCUGUGUAAUGAGGUCUGAGUUCAUAGAAAUCUCCAAUUUCAGAUCAACUCCAGCUGGGCUGUGUGACCCUGGAUUAGAUAUUUAACCUCUCUGUGCCUCAGAUUCACCCCUCUGCAAAAUGGGGAUCAUAAUAGGACUUUUAUGAGCUUUAACUGCCUGGAACCUCUGUACCCCACCGUGGUCCUGCCUCCCUGCCUUUGCCCACUCUGAUUCAGCCACCCGGUGUGCCCUCACUGAUGUGUGCCCAGGGCAGGAGGCUGGGGCCCCAGGUGCUGGCCCCAGCCCCCUGGGCGGCCUUAUGCCCUCCCUGCGGUGUCCUCUUUGGGAGUUGGGAGCUGGUUUUAGAACGGUCUCAUUUCUGCUCGCCUUCCCCACAUCUGACCAGUGCAUCCAGACCCCGUGCGGUCAGGCUCACGUGUCUCUCUGGUUUCCCCCCCAGCCCCACACUGGGUCCCGGGCCCUGCCUGCUGCUGUUUUUAUAGUCCAUCCCUGGGGAACCUGUUGCUCCAAUGAGCUGUUUUUUGUUCCCAGAAUGGAACUAGAUUUCUGGGUUUAUUUCGCACUAAACGAAAAUGGGGGCGAAAAUAAUGCAGAUGAUUCCAAAACGUGAGGAAAGAGCUCCUCGAACACCAGUGGGACCAGGUCUCCCCUACACGCCUUCGUGAGAAGCUGUGACCCGCGAGGCUGACCUUGGAGCAGACGCGAGAGCCAGCGACCUCUGGCCGACAGCCAACCCCCCUCCCCACACUGGACGUGUCCUGUUUUACAGCAGCUGAGAUCUGCCCUGGAUUAUGCAGUUCACCAGGGGCUCAGAUGGAUGACCAGUAGGGAAACGGAAGUUUAGAGAGAAGAAAUAAUUGCCUGCGGUCACACAAUGGGUGCCAGGGCUGGCGUUCAAGCCCCGGCCUUCUCAGCCCUUCUCUGCAGCCCGGCAAAUAAUUACUGGUGUCUUCCAGGGGUCCCAGAAGAGACAGAAUUGGUCCUCACCCUUGACGAUCACUGAGCCUGGACAGAGCUGGAGGCAGCAGCAGUAGUAAUAGCGAUAGCAGUACUAGUAGUAGUGGUAAUAGAAAUACUCACUGCUCAGGGAGUGAGGUGUGCUGAGCGAGUGCCAGCCCGUCCCACCUGCAGCCUUGGCCGGAUGGGGUGGUGACCCUCCCCGCUCCGCCCUGGUGCCAUGUGGCCCAAUGGCAGCUCUCUGGGGCCCUGUUUCCGGCCAACAAACAUCACCCUGGAGGAGCGGCGCCUGAUCGCCUCCCCCUGGUUCUCGGCUGUCUUCUGCCUGGUGGGCCUGGCCUCCAACCUGCUAGCGCUGAGCGUCCUGAUGGGCGCGCGGCAGGGCAGCUCCCACACGCGGUCCUCAUUCCUGACCUUCCUCUGUGGCCUGGUCCUCACCGACUUCAUGGGGCUGCUGGUCACCGGUGCCAUCGUGGUGUCCCAGCAUGUCGCCCUCUUCGACUGGCAGGCUGUGGACCCUGGCUGCCACCUCUGCCACUUCAUGGGCGUCAUCAUGGUCUUUUUCGGCCUGUGCCCACUGCUGCUGGGGACCACCAUGGCCUCGGAGCGCUACCUGGGCAUCACCCGGCCCUUCUCACGGCCCACGACCGCCUCGCAGCGCCGGGCCUGGACCACGGUGGGGCUGGUGUGGGCUGCCGCGCUGGUGCUGGGCCUGCUGCCCCUGCUGGGCAUGGGCCGCUACACCGUGCAGUACCCGGGCUCCUGGUGCUUCCUCACGCUCGGCACCGAGCCAGGGGACGUGGCCUUCGGCCUGCUCUUCGCACUCCUCGGCAGCCUCUCAGUGGGGCUGGCCUUCCUGCUCAACACCAUCAGCGUGGCCACCCUGUGCCACGUCUACCACGGGCAGGAGGCCGCCCAGCAGCGCCCCCGGGACUGCGAGGUGGAGAUGAUGGCUCAGCUCACCGGCAUCAUGGUGGUGGCCAGCAUCUGCUGGAUGCCACUGCUGGUCUUCAUCGCCCAGACCGUGCUUCGGAGCCCGCCUGUCAUGAGUCCGACUGGGCAGCUGUCCCGAGCUACAGAGCAGCAGCUGCUCAUCUACCUGCGCGUGGCCACCUGGAACCAGAUCCUCGACCCCUGGGUGUACAUCCUGUUUCGCCGGGCAGUGAUCCGGCGCCUCUACCCUCGCCUCAGCGCCCAGCCCAGGUCGCUCUCCCUGCAACCCCAGCUCACCCGCCGGCCCACGAUGCAGUAGGGCCGGGGCUGGACGUCAGUGGCGGCUCUGGAAAGACAGCGGACAGGGGACCCAGUCAGCGUGUCCCCCGUUAAACCUUGGUCCCCCUCGGUGGUCACAUCUGCCUGAUCUGAAGUCCCAGAGUGCAGGAUGGACAGUUUGAGCAGCAGGAUUGUGGGCCCUGGGGGUCCCCGACUCCCCUGAUCUUCCUUUCCGAGUCCUCUCCCCUUUCUUAGCUCCCCCCACCCCCAAGUCCUCUCCCAACCCCGGGAAGGAUGUGUGGAGGGUGAGGUAUUGGGAGGGUGUCUGGAAGAAAUCAGGUUUGUAAGCCUCCCCUUUUAGAAAUGGGGGACUCUGACCCUUGAAGAUGACCUACUUCCUGGGGUAGGGUUGAUUCCCUUGGGCACCCCAACCUGAAAAGGCUCUGCCUGGAAAAGAUUGAAUGUGACCCAUCAAGACACCCCUUCUCUUGCCAAAAUAUAAUCUCCGCCUCCGGCUUAA